This is a messenger RNA of Echinops telfairi (small Madagascar hedgehog), 1663 nucleotides long. RefSeq names its product DMRT like family C2 (gene DMRTC2). NCBI's taxonomy places the organism in Eukaryota, Metazoa, Chordata, Mammalia, Afrosoricida, Tenrecidae. Gene Ontology annotation, biological process: regulation of DNA-templated transcription. The transcript has 8 exons. The coding region runs from base 133 to 1248 and encodes 371 amino acids. Gene Ontology annotation, cellular component: nucleus. The record is from RefSeq and is a predicted model, not a curated record. Gene Ontology annotation, molecular function: sequence-specific DNA binding.
GAUGGAAGGGAGAGUGUUCUUAGCGGGGUGAUGGAAAAGAAGGCACCUCAGACAUGGCCUUCCUGGGGUGGAGAGGUUGGCUAGGGGAAGGCGCCAUGGCCACUGUGAUCCUCCCCUCCUGCCCCCAGAUCCAUGGAACCCAGUAAGAUGCCAGCUGUCCACCACUGCCCUUCAGACUCCUCUACAGGGGGUGACAGCGCCGCCCCCCAGGACACCGAGCUGGUGCCCAGGAGGACUGUCAGCCGCUCUCCCACCUGCGCCCGCUGCCGCAACCACGGCAUCACGGCCUACCUCAAAGGACACAAGCGCCUGUGCCUCUUCCAGGCUUGCGAAUGUCACAAGUGUGUCCUCAUCUUGGAGCGUCGCAGGGUCAUGGCGGCCCAGGUGGCUUUGCGUAGGCAGCAGGAGGCCCAGCUCAAGAGGCAUCUGGCUCAGGGACUGAUGCGAGGGGCCGCCCCGCCCAAAGUUCUCAGCCGUGUCAAGAAGGGAGCCUCUCGGCCAGGGGUCCCCCCUGGGAAAGAGAACUUAGCGCCUCAGGCCCAGACGCCUCUUGGGGCCAUCCCAUUGGCCCUGACACCACCCGGGAAGGAGAACUCCUGUGGCCCCCUGCUGCUUAGCGGCCCCCCAGAAGCCUUGCCUUUGCCCUGGACUCCACUGCCCCCGAGUCCUUGGGCUCCUGGGCACUGGCUGCCCCCUGGCCUGGCCAUGCCACCCCCAGUGGUGUGUCGCUUGCUUUGCCAGGAACCUGCUGUCCCUCUGCAUCCCUUUCCCGGCUUUGAACCUGGCACCUCACUGCGCUUGCCCACUCAUGGGUCCCUCUCAUCCUGCUCAGGACCUCGCCCCAUUCUGACAGCUCCUCUUUCUGGAGAGCCCCAAGGAGCCCCUGGCCUGCCCCGCACAUGCUCGACUCUGAUCCUCCAGCCAUGCGGCACUCCAGACCCCCUGGUGUUGCAGCCCCAGGUCCCUGGAACCUCUCGCCUCGCUUGGGCACCAGCCCCCUCUGAAUGGCAGCUUCAGAGGGAAGCAGCCGAAGCCCUGGUAGGGCUGAAAGAUUCAUCUCAGCCUCCCCGCCUGACUCCUUCUGUGCCCCCCAACCCUGCCUGGAUCUCUCUGCUCCAACCUUGUGGCCCACCAGCUCCGGCUGGAGGAAGAGGAUUCCAACCAGUGAACCCUUCUCUUCGGCCCAGCCCAGCCCCGUCCGUGGCUCUGCAUAUUGGGCGGCUUGGGUCCAUUUCUCUCCUGAGCUAGAAGCUCAGGGGGCCGACCUUGCUGGGGCCUGGGAGCCACAGCCGGCAGACACUGCGUAUUUGUAUUGUGCUUAAUGGAUUUACGGGUGCGACUGAAUGUAGCACAAGCUUUGUGGGUUGUUUGGUAAAGUCUCAGGUACUUGUUAGCCUUCUGUUCCUUUUCUCGGGUGGGGGCAUUUCCUGGGCUGUGGGGUAGAUAGUCGCUUACCUCUUCCUCCAAGCCCAGCCCCAAUCCUGGGAUCUUUGAAAAUUCCCGACCAAGAGUCUCACAAUUGAAGCUGACCAGAAUGUAACCGGGUUUUUGCACGAGUUGGUGUUCGGGGAUUGCUUUUGACACGUGACUGUACAUGCCUGUGCAUGUCUGUCUGUCUGUCUGUCUGUCUGUCUCCAUGCAUGUGGGAACUGGGUUUCAGUGA